Messenger RNA from Sphaerodactylus townsendi, 1369 nucleotides. It is a transcript of the gene SCGN, whose product is annotated as secretagogin, EF-hand calcium binding protein. NCBI's taxonomy places the organism in Eukaryota, Metazoa, Chordata, Lepidosauria, Squamata, Sphaerodactylidae. The coding region runs from base 50 to 871 and encodes 273 amino acids. Gene Ontology annotation, cellular component: dendrite; synapse; cytosol. The record is from RefSeq and is a predicted model, not a curated record. The transcript has 11 exons. Gene Ontology annotation, molecular function: calcium ion binding. Gene Ontology annotation, biological process: regulation of long-term synaptic potentiation; regulation of presynaptic cytosolic calcium ion concentration.
GGGUUGGUCUCUGAACUUUGCCCACCGUGGCCUCUUUGCCUGCAGCACCAUGGACAGCAACCCUCUGGCGCGCUUGGACGCGGCUGAUUUCCUGCAUGUCUGGCAGCACUUCGAUGCCGACGGCAACGGUUACAUAGAGGGGAAGGAGCUUGAUAACUUUUUCUGUCAUCUGCUGAAGGCGUUGGACCACGGAGGUACCAUAACAGAAGAAAAAGUUCAGAGGGUGAAAGAACAAUAUAUGUCAGCUUAUGAUGUGAGUGCAGAUGGACGCUUACAGAUACAAGAGCUUGCCCACAUGAUCUUGCCAGAGGAUGAGAACUUUCUGUUGAUUUUCCGACAAGAAACACCCUUGGACAAUAGUGUGGAGUUCAUGCGGAUCUGGCGUCAAUACGAUGCUGAUGGCAGUGGCUUUAUUUGUGCUGGUGAACUCAGAAACUUUCUGCAAGAUCUUUUUCGGCAACAUGGAAAAACCAUUUCAAAGGCAAAAUUGCAGGAAUAUACUGAUGCCAUGAUGAAGAUCUUUGACAAAAAUAAAGAUGGACAACUGGACCUGAAUGAUCUAGCAAGGAUCCUGAAUCUUCAGGAGAAUUUUCUCCUUCAGUUCAAAAUGGAUGCUUGUAGUGCAGAAGAAAGAAAAAGAGACUUUGAGAAAAUUUUUGCUCACUAUGACGUUAGUAAGACGGGAGUCCUUGAAGGUCCAGAAGUGGAUGGGUUUGUUAAAGACAUGAUGGAACUUGUCAAGCCCAGCAUUAGUGGCAUGGACUUGGAUCGGUUGCGCCAGAUAUUGCUCCGCCACUGUGAUGCCAACAAGGAUGGGAAGAUUCAAAAAUCUGAACUUGCUUUGUGUCUGGGAAUUAAAAUGACCCCAUAGACCUCAGUGAGUUUUUCCUUUGGUUUGCCACUUUUAUCCUUCGUAAGCCUGCUGGAAGAAUAUUUUCAGUGCUGUGUUUAUAAUCUGCUUUAUAUUACUGAACCUGGAAGAUAAGGGCAACUCACAGUUGUGAUGAACAUUAAUCUGCAAGGAUGUAGCCAAAUAGAAAGCAUGUUAGGAGCAGUAACUUGUUCCAUGCUAUUCCAGAUGAGUUAUCUGUGGGAUUUGAGAUGUCUUUAAGAAUGCUCAUAUCCUCAAACCCAAGAAUAUAUCGGGAUAGGCAUUCUUCAACAGAACUGCUGCUAUGAAAGACUAAAUGUAUUGUGUUCAGUUACCUAGGCUAAAAUCAAAGACCCUUUUUCCUUCUCAGUGUUUAUGUCUGUUGCAACUAUUUGAUAUGAUACUUGCUGUAUUUUUAAAAGGUGCAUAAAUGUUAUGAUAUCAGUUGCAGCUUAAUGUAUUUGCUUAAGAAUAAAAGCAGCUACUUAGAAGACAGAA